ACAUUUGGUCAAUUUUUUUUAUUUACUUAUAUCAUUUCUUUACUCGUUCAGUGAACGUUGAUGUAAGGCAGCUUGUUCUAAAUUAAACCGCCGAAUGUCCAGAUUGACGCGUGUAUUGCGUCAUCCACUUAGCUGAGAAGACUAUGCCAGAACUUGAUCAACAAAAACAACAGUGUUUAGUGGCAAUGGAAACUCUUGAUCGGUCAUCACCAGAACUAUGGCCUGAACCAAUGCCUGGCAUGUCUGGUUUUGCACAACAUAUACGUGCAUCAAGUGCGACAGACAAACAACCAUCAUGGAAACAACCACCAGAUGCUCAUGAUAUGUUACUUUUACAACGAUAUAGUCAAAUGCCAUUGCCUCCUCUCAUAGAUGAAUUAAAGUCUCUUUACGACUUUGCCUAUAAUUUAGGCUUAGAAGAAGCUAAAGAAAUGACACGUGGAAAAUAUUUAAAUAUAUUUACGCGUAAUACAACUAAAUCCAAUGAUUAAUUGUAAUCAUUUUGU
This is a messenger RNA of Sipha flava (yellow sugarcane aphid), 506 nucleotides long. It is a transcript of the gene lin-52, whose product is annotated as protein lin-52 homolog. The transcript is spliced from 2 exons. NCBI's taxonomy places the organism in Eukaryota, Metazoa, Arthropoda, Insecta, Hemiptera, Aphididae. Gene Ontology annotation, cellular component: DRM complex. Gene Ontology annotation, biological process: regulation of DNA-templated transcription. The record is from RefSeq and is a predicted model, not a curated record. The coding region runs from base 144 to 491 and encodes 115 amino acids.